Molecule: messenger RNA, 901 nt
Organism: Paralichthys olivaceus (Japanese flounder)
Lineage: Eukaryota; Metazoa; Chordata; Actinopteri; Pleuronectiformes; Paralichthyidae
Source: RefSeq, a predicted model, not a curated record
CUGCAUGGUUUUCUUUUUUCUCAUCUUAUAGAGGUUGGAACCUGAACAGCUUUUGUUUGCAAUUUAUGUUUCCUUUACUGUUUUGUUUUUCACACCCUGCUCUGCUGUUCGGAGGACAACCCAGACUUGUGUAUGAUAUGAUAUUAUAUCAGUGAAUAGAUAAGACAUCAACAUGAACCAGCGGGGAGUCGUUUUUCUGUGUUUGAUGAUAUCUUGGAGGCUGCAAACUUCAUCAACCCAAAGCCAUGAAGAGGUGUGUCCAGGUACGCAGAACAGACUGAGCUCCACGGGCUCUCAGGAGAAUCAGUACAACCUGAUUAAAGACUGGUACAAUGGCUGUGAGAUCAUCAUGGGAAACCUGGAGAUCAGUCAGAUUGAGAGUAACAGGGACUUCUCCUUCCUCAACACGAUCCGUGAGGUGACCGGCUACAUCCUGAUCGUCAUGAACCACUUUCAGGAGAUUCCUUUAGGGCAACUGCGGAUCAUCAGAGGGAACAGCCUCUAUGAAAAACGCUUCGCCCUCUCUGUCUUCUUUAACUACCCCAAGGACGGAUCCAGUGGCCUGCGGCAGCUGGGGCUCGCAAAUCUUACAGAGAUUCUGGAGGGAGGAGUGCAGAUUAUCAACAACAAGUACCUGAGUUAUGGCCCUUGGAUCCACUGGAAAGAUAUCAUCAGGGACAGCAACGCUCUUAUUGACAUCCAGCACAACGGAGAGAGAGGCCCGUGCCACAAAUCUUGUGGCAAGUACUGCUGGGGGCCAAAUGAGGACCAGUGCCAGAUCUUGACUAAGACGGUGUGCGCUCCCCAGUGUAAUGGCCGCUGUUUUGGGACAAGCCCCAGGGACUGCUGUCACAUAGAGUGUGCAGCGGGAUGUAAAGGUCCUCUGGACGUGGACUGUUUU